AUGGUGCACAACAACCCAACAUCCCCACCUCACUUCCUAUUCCGUUACACUCCUACACCAUCCCAACAGGAAACCGACGAUGACACCACCAAAGCCAUCAAGCGCGCCCUCAGCGACAACGACAUCCAGACGAUUUUCUUCGUUAACCUGCUCAGCGACCACGAUGAUAAAGCCACCUUGUCCAAUCUCAACGCCAGCCGCUGCAUGCUCACUACUGAAGUGGAGAAAGAUAUCUAUGACAAGGUUCAACGCAACGACCUAACCAUCGGAUACCUCACUAUCCGCCGGAUUCGAACGGGCCACGCAAGUCGAGCUACCGUACCAACAAAAACAGCUCCCAGCGAUGAUAAGGUCUACCACCAAACCAAAACCUGUCUGUAUCAGGACAUACGCAAACACUUGAUGGCCUCCAGUUUAUCCCACGGGACGUACACCAAGUUAGAUUUGAUCGCUAAGACCAUAGCGGAGAAGACAGUGCUAAGCGGGGACUCAUCGCCCCCUCAUCGCAAGCGAUUCGGGGUGUUGUUUACUUGGCCGGAGGGCGGGGGUCCGUUGUCACCACGUGUCCUCCGAUACCACCAGUUUGAGUUUGAUCCCGUCGGGUUGUACUUACGAUACAGUCUAUACGUGGCUGAAUUCGUGGAAGAUAACUUCGAAGGGGUGCGAAAGGGUAGUGGCUUCGAGCUGGGGCAGGAUCUGACGAACCAGAGGUCUAUGGAUGUCUACUUGCCGUGUCCUUAG
Molecule: messenger RNA, 741 nt
Organism: Aspergillus vadensis CBS 113365
Lineage: Eukaryota; Fungi; Ascomycota; Eurotiomycetes; Eurotiales; Aspergillaceae
Exons: 3
Coding region: 1-741 (246 amino acids)
Source: RefSeq, a predicted model, not a curated record